Molecule: messenger RNA, 669 nt
Organism: Lactuca saligna
Lineage: Eukaryota; Viridiplantae; Streptophyta; Magnoliopsida; Asterales; Asteraceae
Source: the annotation of a GenBank genome assembly
AUGACGACCACUCUAUCAUUUGCUUUUGGAAAGGAAAACCCUUCAGACAAAUUCAAGUGUAUCAUGGCUCUAAUUAUUGAAUCUCACACUGACACUUCUCAUGACAACAUUGGGAUCCUUGACGUUGAUUCUCUUCACACUGCUAAAGACCUUAAGUCAGAAUGGGACGAUGCGUCAGUGUAUCAGGUAAAAAAUCAUGUUAAUCUUUCCUCUAUUGAUAAUAUCGAAAAAGAUGACAUGAUCGAUCUCUUACAUUUUGAAGAGUGGAUAUUCGAAGCUUCUCAGCUGAAGGAUUGGAUAGUCGAAGGUUGUAUUGAUAACGACUCGAAUGAGAUAGAACAAUCAAAAUCCGGUUUAUUACCUGCUAUCAUGUUCGAAGGUUCUCAAAUGGAAUCAAGGUUCAAAGUCUCAUCUAAAUUGGUUGUGGCACAAAAGGCAUCGUUGUUUCUUCAUCGUUGUUUCUUCUCUCGUGCUUACAGUCCUUCAGAACCUAUUCUUGAGCACUUGUCAAAUGACGUUCAUCUUGUUGUUCCUAAUGUUGAUCAGUUAAUCAGUUCUCAACCUAUCUCUGAAGAUCAGCUUGUUGUUCCUAAAGAAGCUAAAUCAUCAAACCAGGAAUUCUCUACCCAUAGCAAUACAAAUGAAAGUUCUAAUCCAAUAAUCCUUUGA